CCGCCCCCUCCGCAGGCCUCAGCCCUGCUCUUCCUUUGUCACAGCUCCGCCCAGCUGGGCACACCCGCUAAGGAAGGUUCCUCUGUUCCCUCCCCACUCACUCUGGGUCUAAGCUGGCCGAGAUGGACCAUGGAAAACCCAGGGUCCCUGCAGCUGGACCCCGCUGCCCUUCCCUAGGAAUGUGGGCCUCCAAGGCAGGCAUCUCGAGGUACUCUGUGCCACCCCCCAUCAGCAGGACCUGGACCAUGGUGAACGAGGCUCGAGGGAGUGGCGGUAGCAGCAGUGGCAGCGAGGGCUCUAAGGACAGUUCGAGGUGUUCCACCCCUGGCCUGGACCCCGAGCGUCACGAGAGACUCCGGGAGAAGAUGAGGCGGAGGAUGGAAUCUGGGGACAAAUGGUUCUCCCUGGAAUUCUUCCCUCCCCGGACUUCGGAGGGAGCCGCCAACCUCAUCUCCAUGUUUGACCAGAUGGCAGCAGGUGGCCCCCUCUUCAUAGAUGUGACCUGGCACCCAGCGGGGGACCCUGGCUCGGAUAAGGAAACGUCCUCCAUGAUGAUCGCCAGCACGGCUGUGAAUUACUGUGGCCUGGAAACCAUGCUGCACAUGACGUGCUGCCAGCAGAGCCCGGAGGCGAUCACAGGCCACCUGUACAAAGCCAAGCAGCUGGGCAUCAAGAGCAUCUUGGCGCUGCGGGGAGACCCCAUAGGUGACCAGUGGGAAGCAGAAGAAGGAGGCUUUGACCAUGCCACAGACCUAGUGAAGCACAUCCGAAGCGAGUUUGGUGACUACUUUGACAUCUGUGUGGCAGGUUACCCCAAAGGCCACCCCGAGGCAGGGAGCUUUGAGGAGGACCUGAGGCACCUGAAGGAAAAGGUGUCUGCAGGCGCCGACUUCAUCAUUAGCCAGCUCUUCUUUGAGGCCAACACCUUCUUCCACUUUGUGAAGGCCUGUGAUGACAUCGGCAUCACCUGCCCCAUCCUCCCCGGGAUCUUCCCUAUCCAGAGCUACUCCUCCCUCCGGCAGCUUGUGAAGCUGUCCAAGCUGGAGGUACCGCAGGAGAUCAAGGAUGUGAUCGAGCCGAUCAAAGACAAUGACGCUGCCAUCUGCAACUAUGGCAUCGAGCUGGCCGUGAGCCUGAGCCGGGAGCUUCUAGUCAGCGGCUUGGUGCCAGGCCUCCACUUCUACACCCUUAACCGCAAGAUGGCCACCACCAGCGUGCUGAAGCGCCUGGGCAUGUGGACUGAGGACCCCAGGCGUCCCCUCCCCUGGGCCGUCAGCGCACACCCCAAGCGCCGAGAGGAAGAUGUGCGCCCCAUCUUCUGGGCUUCCAGACCAAAGAGCUACAUCUACCGCACCCAGGACUGGAAUGAGUUUCCCAACGGCCGCUGGGGCAACUCCUCCUCGCCAGCCUUUGGGGAGCUGAAGAACUACUACCUCUUCUACCUGAAAAGCAAGUCGCCCCGGCAGGAGCUGCUGAAGAUGUGGGGUGAGGAGCUCAGGAGCGAGGAGAGCGUCUUCGAAGUCUUCGCGCACUACAUCUCAGGGGAGCCAAACCGGCACGGGUACAAGGUGACCUGCCUGCCCUGGAACGAUGAGCCCCUGGCAGCCGAGACCAGCCUGAUGAAGAAGCAGCUGCUGCGCGUGAACCGGCUGGGCAUCCUUACCGUCAACUCCCAGCCCAACGUCAACGGGAGACCGUCGUCCGACCCCAUUGUGGGCUGGGGCCCUAGCGGGGGCUACGUCUUCCAGAAGGCCUACCUGGAGUUCUUCACCUCCCGAGAGACAGUGGAGGCACUCCUGCAGGUGAUGAAGAAGUACGAGCUUCGGGUCAAUUACCACAUCGUGGAUGUGAAGGGUGAGAACAUCACCAAUGCCCCCGAGCUGCAGCCCAAUGCCGUCACGUGGGGCAUCUUCCCGGGACGAGAGAUCAUCCAGCCCACGGUGGUGGAUCCUGUCAGCUUCAUGUUCUGGAAGGAUGAGGCCUUCGCCCUGUGGAUCGAGCAGUGGGGCAAGCUGUACGAUGAGGAGUCCCCAUCCCGCAUGAUCAUCCAGUACAUCCACGACAACUACUUCCUGGUCAACCUGGUGGACAAUGAGUUCCCGCAGGACAGCUGCCUGUGGCAGGUGGUGGAGGACGCAUUCGAGCUGCUCAACAGGCCUGCUGGGCUCAAGGGGGAGGCGGAGGCGCAGUGACCUGCAUCCGGCCCUCCCAGUCCUGGCUUUCCCAUGUACCCCCAAGCCUGACCCCCACUGGCCAUGUGAGGAUAGCAGCUGCACUGGCAUGACUGGGCUCUGGCUGGACCGGAGUUGGCCCCUGUGGGAGCCUGGUGCUCCUGCACUAGCCAGGAUCUCGUGCUCUGUCAAUGAGGGGCACCUCUGUGCUGCAGGGGACCACAGUGAAUGGCACAUCCCUGGGAAGAGGAGGACACUGGUUUUGCAGUCAAGCCUCUGGAGGCCAGCCUGGGGCUCCCAGCAAACUUGCACUCUGGGCCCCUGCAGGAUGAGCAGGGAAAGCAUGGGUAGCAGCCCCUGUGGGAUUGAAGAAGAGUGAAGUGCCACCUUCUGGGAGUGGCAGCAGGGCCCCAGGACCUGUGACUGAAGGGGAAAACCAUUGCCCUGGCUUCUGCUUGGCUGGCCACAGCAUCAGGCCCUGGGAUGGAUGGGCCUUGGGCUGGCACCUAGCAUCCAAGGAGACCUCAGCUGGGUGUGUCCUUCUCCAGUGCUGCUCUUUAAAACAGCUGCCUGUGUUCUGGUGGCCAGAGAGAUCAAAGGCUAAAGGCAAUCCCAACCCUCGAGCUUGUGGGGCCCCCAGCUUUCUCUUCUGUCCCAGUAACUGUCAGGCAACACUGACAGGGACCCUAGCUCAGCCCAGGACAGUACACAGCCCUUGCUGGCUUAUUUUUAGGUAGGUGCUCCUCCUGCCAGCUGACCCCUGGCACCCCUCCCCAGGACUCAGCACCCGGCUGCACUGUCUGGAAGUGACCUCAGGUGCAGGCGGGUUGCUGCUGUCCUGGAAGCCUAGCUCAGUGGGGAGACCUGCACCCAGUGGGGCCCAGCUGGCUGUGGUGGAGGGGCAGCUUUAGGAGGCCACAAGAGAAGCAGCUAGAACCAAGGAGGCCUUUAUUGUGCUUGGGCUCCUAGCACUGUCACUGCAUUCCGUGGACGUGUUCCUUUCCUGGACUCAGUUCUGCUUUUUAGUCCAUGGGAGCAAGUCGGGGUUGCAGCUGGGAGCUGGUCCUGCCCCAUGCACUCCACAGGGCUUGGUCCCUGUUCCAGGACCCCUGGUGUCCCACCUGCCCGGGGCCUGGGCUGCUGGUGGCUCCUCUCUUUGGGCUCCUGGCUGCCAGGUGCUGGUGCCAUCUCUCAAAGGCCCGGAAUUAGGGAGGGACAGGAAAGGCUGUCUCAGGCAUCCUCCAGGCCCUACUGUGCUUGACUGUUUCAGUCCCUGUGGAGGCCCCACCUCCUGUCCUAGGCAGCCAGGCCAAACACACAGGCUCAGAAUAGAUCUGACUUGUGACCUGGGAAGCCUUGCUCCAAGCAGUGAAGAGGAGCGGGUGCUGGCGGGCACUUGGGACCAAGCCCCAGGCGGCCACUGUGCCACAGGUCAAGCCUUGUUCCCAGUGAUGGGGAGACUGGCUGAGCCUAUGGCCACCUGUCAGAUCCAGGGGCCCACCAUUCAGACUGCACAUUCACCUCCCCAGAAAACAAAGGGACCGAGGGGGCCAGCAGGGAAACCCCCCACUCAGCAGUGUCCAGCGGUACCCCUGGUUGGAAGGCCAGCACCGGGCCACUGCUAUACCUGGGAAAGGAGCCAGCUGUCUUGCUGUUGUAGCCGCCUGGCCACUCGCAGCUGCAGGACUUGCCGCCGCCACGCCCUCCAGGCCUGUCCCAGUUGCCUUGCCGGAGCUGUGACCAGAAAUGACAAGAGGAGCCCCCUUCACCAUGCUCCCUAGCACCCCAGCCCUCUGCCUCUCCUGCAGCUCUGGCACCACAGUGGACAGGACGUGACAAAGCUGUGUCACCCACGGUGCUGUUUCUAGGGUCAGGAGGUGGAGAUGCAGUGAAGAUCUCACUGUGGGGUGGGGAGAGCCUGCCAAGUCCACUCACCAGGCUCCAGGACAGCUGCUCAGCCCCUCGAGCACCUGCCCAGCACUGCCAUGUCACCCUCAGGAGCCUGACCCACUGUGAGGCCUGGAAUUUGCAGAGCAGAACUCAAGGCUCCAGCACCGUGGGUACUUCUGGUGGCCAAGGCAUCAUGACCUCAUCAAGGCCAGGGAGAGGGCCUGGGCCUGUGCUUGCUCCUCCAGGCCCCUGUGGGACAGAGUCCUAGCCAGAGAAGCCUCGGGCCCUUCCCUCCCUCCCUGCCUAGUGUGGUCACACAGCUGCCCAUACCCCAGCCUGCUUGAAGGAUCCUCGCCUUGGGGGCCUCUGGUCUCAGAGCCACAGAGCACUGGUGCUGUGAGGGCCCAGCUACUACAUCCAGGCCACUGCAGCCACAGCUGGAAUACAGGGCUGAGGGGACAAUCCGUGUAGCCUGUAAAAGGGAAUUAGAGAGGUUAGCACAUUGCUUCAGGACAGCAACUGCUCCCUCAGUGCCAGCCAGAGUUGCUGCUGCAGAGGCAGCAAGUGAGAAGCCUGGGGCCUCCCCUCCCCACAUCCCCAGGACUCUGGCUGCUGCACUGGGAAAGGAGCUGCAAUCUCCACACAGCUGGAUUAAAAAGGAAGUGGCUGGGGAGAACAGCAAAUACAGGUAGCCAGAUUGGCCAGGGGAUUGAUUUCCAGGCACUCAAGGGCUGGCGAUAUCUCAUCCACCCCUGCCACUGAGACACCCAGGGACUGAGUCUGCUUACAGAGCCCCAGCUGCUGUCCCCUCUGGCCUUUGUCCACUGCAGCUGUGCUUUGGCCCAAGCAGUGUGGCCUCUGUGGCCGGUGGCCAGUGGCCAGCAGCUUUGUGUCUAAAUGACAGCAAGAAAAAACCUGAGCCGGGCCAUGGACCUGCUUGUGCCCAGCUGUCCUGCCCACCCACCAGUAAGACCCCCCCCAUUUGUGCACCCUAAUGGGGGGAGCCCUCCCAUGAACCUUGAGGCCCCCAGAGGAGAUGGAGAAGGUGCUCAUGGGAUGUGUGGCCCAUUGUCCCACUCACUGAAGACAUCCAGUCAAAGGAGGGAACUGAUAAGAGCUUACCUGGGCCAGGACCAGCCCUGAGAGGUGGCCGUCACUGUCCGUACUUAAGCUUUACAAGAUUUGCUGACAGAAGUGAGAAAGAUUACAAUCCCCUGUAACCCAUCUAGAAAUGCAAUGUCCUGAGCCCCCAGGCCCUGGUGUUGCUAUUGACCCGUCUAUGUGAAUUCUGAAAACCCUUGAAUCUUCCCUCCUGAUUUCACUGAAAGAACAAAAACCACUUUAGCGUUUUUCUCAGAAUCUGUAAACUCUGCUCUUCCUGGCAUUCUGAAGAUGCCAGGUGAUCUUUGGAAACUACUGGGCCACCCAUCUCUGGGGCUGUGUCCCUUGAUGAUGGUCCCCAGACUCCUGGGCAGUGUCGGGGUUUUUUAUGCCUGGCUGUGGUGGUGGCUUGUCACUGUUUGCCAGUGUGAGAACCAACAGCAUCAGAUCUGGAGAGGGACUGAUGAUUACUUAUGAAUAGAGAAAAUGAUACGGAAAUUUUUUACUUUUAUAUUUUGAUUUUUUUUCUGUAAUGAGCAUAUUUAAUUUUUCCAAUUAAAAAAAAACGAU
Molecule: messenger RNA, 5732 nt
Organism: Heterocephalus glaber (naked mole-rat)
Lineage: Eukaryota; Metazoa; Chordata; Mammalia; Rodentia; Bathyergidae
Source: RefSeq, a predicted model, not a curated record